Molecule: messenger RNA, 759 nt
Organism: Glarea lozoyensis ATCC 20868
Lineage: Eukaryota; Fungi; Ascomycota; Leotiomycetes; Helotiales; Helotiaceae
Exons: 1
Coding region: 1-759 (252 amino acids)
Source: RefSeq, a predicted model, not a curated record
AUGUCAGACCCAAACCAGACAUUUCUAUACCAAGCACGCAACCCCAGUAAUUCAUCAUCUUCAACAUCAAUCUUCAACGAAAAUUCAAGUCGCACUCCACAUGCCGAAUCUCGCUCACCCAGUCCUGCAAGAUCUUGCCAUAAACCCGCUCUGGAGGGGUGUCCGCCUUUUGAGUAUCAAAAAUCCAGAGCUACCAGUACUCCGUCAGCGUCAGAUUCAUCACAAUCUUCUCCGUUUUCGAUGUCUUUGCCCCGCUGCCCCCGACAGACAGACUUGAGUAUAUACCCACGAGACUCGGAAUCAUCACUCUCUAAUACUACGCCGCCAUUAAUAUCGCCUAUUAAAGAGUUGCCAGACCAUGUCACUGUUUCCAAUAAUCCCCCAUUGAUACCAACUUUAGCGGCGUCUCCAGCUGGCAUGUCUUUGCACACCUCAACAACCCUCGACGGAUCCUCGAUUACAGUUGUAGUGGGGUCGAACAAAAAUUUAGAUGACGGAUCUGGUUAUGCGACUUCCAGUAGAGAAAGGGGUUCUGGUUUGCCUGGAGGCACAUUGGCAAAAUUUUCACCAUCGAGUUUGGGUAUGGAGGUCGGAUCAAGUGGUGCAAGCUCUAGGAGAGAGAAAUCGUCGAACAGAUCUGGUUCUCCGCGGAAAGGGGCAAGAUCUGUUUCAGAGUUGGCAGAAAUGUUCGAUAAGAAAUCAACCAACGAAUAUGAUAAACCUGGUUCCACCUGGGAGAAGAAAGUGGAGAAAGGAUGA